GCACACAGAUAGACAUACGAAUAAUACAUGUGAACUGACCACCACGAAAUUAAGGCAGUGACCUUAUUAAUUAGAUAGACAAAGGGGAUAGAUAGUAUCAGCAUUGUGUGUGGAUUUUUUUUUAAGGUGAGGGUAGAAGAAAUGGGGAGAGGAAAAGUGGAGUUGAAGAGAAUCGAAAACAAGAUUAAUCGACAAGUGACUUUCUCCAAGAGAAGAAAUGGUUUGAUGAAGAAAGCUUAUGAACUCUCCGUUCUCUGUGAUGCUGAAGUUGCUCUCAUUGUUUUCUCUAGCCGCGGCAAGCUUUAUGAGUUCUCCAGCUCCGGCAGUAUGACUGCAACCCUCGAGAAGUACCAGCGUUGCAAUUUAAAUCCAAUGGCCAACAGCAUCGGAACUGAAACACAGAAUUGGUGCCAGGAGGUCUCACUUCUAAAUGCAAAGUAUGAAUCCCUGCAACGCACUCAAAGGCAUUUGCUUGGAGAGGAUCUUGGACCAUUGAGCUUGAAAGAACUGCAAAGUCUUGAGAAACAGCUGGAAGGGGCUCUUGGACAAACAAGGCAUAGAAAGUCACAGGUAAUGGUUGAACAGAUGGAGGAGCUUCGCAGGAAGGAACGUCAUCUUGGAGAUGUGAACAAACAGUUGAAAAUCAAGCAAGAGUCAUCAGGAGUGCAUGAGUAUAGGGGUCUUCCAUGCCCAUGGGGUACUGGCUUACCUAUGCAUCAGCAGCAUGCACAAUCUUCUCACUCAAAUCCCAUGCUCUCUGAUCAUGAACCAGCUCCUCUCUUACAAAUAGGGUAUGAGCAACAGUAUGUUCAAGGUGAAGGAUCGUCUGACAUUCCACCAAACAACAAUAUUGCUGGUGAAAGUAACGUCACCUAUGGCUGGGUUCUUUGAUAUACAUAUAUAGCUAUCUUUUUACCUACUCAACCUCAUACGUAUAUAUAGAGGGUUUGAUAUUAUUUGAGUGAUAAGAUCUUGAUGAGACACUAUUUUUUUGUAAAGUACAAGGGAUUGCAGACUUGCAAUAUGGGUUGGUAUUGUAUAUUUUGCUUGCUGAGAGUAGCUUUGCAUAGUCCGACUGCAUGUAGUACUCUUGGUCUUCAAUGAAACUUUUGAUUUUAAGCUAAUAUAAAGUUAAGAUCUCUUUUGGGUGCAAUA
Molecule: messenger RNA, 1155 nt
Organism: Daucus carota subsp. sativus
Lineage: Eukaryota; Viridiplantae; Streptophyta; Magnoliopsida; Apiales; Apiaceae
Product: agamous-like MADS-box protein MADS3
Exons: 8
Coding region: 142-891 (249 amino acids)
Biological process (GO): positive regulation of transcription by RNA polymerase II
Cellular component (GO): nucleus
Molecular function (GO): DNA-binding transcription factor activity, RNA polymerase II-specific; RNA polymerase II cis-regulatory region sequence-specific DNA binding; protein dimerization activity
Source: RefSeq, a predicted model, not a curated record